This is a messenger RNA of Parnassius mnemosyne (clouded apollo), 4852 nucleotides long. The record is from the annotation of a GenBank genome assembly. Lineage: Eukaryota; Metazoa; Arthropoda; Insecta; Lepidoptera; Papilionidae.
GCUAAGUUGUUCUUAUACAUUUAUUGAAACCGAACGUAAGCAAAGUGUGUAACGCCCAACAAUGUUUGCCUUACAAAAUCUUUUUUUAAGAAAUAGUGAAUUAUUUCUAAAAGUAAGAUUAUUCAUUUAUUGUUUGACAUUUGCUCAUCUUAAUGUAAUGGCAGUGAUCUUAUUGAAUAAAGACUUGACAUCGUCUGAGGACCCAAAUCUUAUAAUUUACAUGAAGCUUAAAUGGAAAUUAAUCACGACUUGGUUUAAUAUUCUAACAAUACCAUACAUCUUUUUAUGCAUUUACUGCGACUGGCGGGAACUCACAAAAGCAAAUGUUCCGCAUGUAAAGGCGUUAAAGAAUAUUAGAGAUUUUUAUUUCACCAAUCUGAUCCUUCCAGCUACGUUGUUUCCAGACAUCUUAUUCUGGAUCAUAUGGAAUACAAACAGAGAGCUAUUGAUGCCACUUUCUGUUGACAAGUACGUGUCGUUGUGGGAGCAACAUAGCAUGCAUACAGCCUCGCUUGUGUUUGUAAUAUUGGACCUAGUAUUGGUUCCUCGACGAAAACCUAACAAUCAUAAAUGGGGCAUUAUCAUCCUCUCUACAUACAUCGGCACCUAUAUUUUAGUGUGUCUUCAAAGCCUUUUUCAAAGAGAAUACGUGUAUCCAGGUCUCAAGAUACUUUCAACGUUUCAACUUAUUCUUUUUGGUGCAUAUUGUAUCUUGGGCCACUUUUUCUUCUACAUUGGCCAAUGGUUUGUUAUUGAUUUACUUUGGAAUCAAAAAAGUAAUGUCAAGGCGACUGAUUGAAUCUAAUUUUUAAUGCCCAUCAAUAAAGAGAUUUCAUUGAACUAAUUUCCUGUGAUUUUUUAUAAAAAUAAAUUUUAUAACAGUUUUUGGCCAUAUUAUUGUCUUUGCAGAUAAACUAUAAGUUUUUUUACUAUUAUCGCCGCUAGAAAUCUUUUUCACCGUCUUCAGCCAGUAAAAGUCCACAGCUGGGACCUCUCACGUAAUAAAAAUUACAGAACCAGACGACUCGAAACUAUAGCACUCCUACGAUUCAUACCUAGUAUUUUACGUCUGGAGAAUAACGUAUAGUGUUCGCCAUUUAUUAGAAGUAUUUGAGUUCUUUCUGACAGUUGCCUUAAUUAUCUCAUACGACACCCACGAAACGAAAUGUGGUGAUGGAUUCUCUUAAGUUACCACCAUACGAUAAGUGCCUUAGGACAAUGAAUUAAUAUUAUGCCGCAAGCGAGCAAGCAAAAUAUCUUGUCAUGUUCAAACUGACUUUCAUUAAUUAAUAGUAUUAUAUAAAUACAAAUUGUUUGGCAAAGAUAUUUUAUAGGUCUAGAUACCGUGUUGCUAACACACCGCAACGUUCAUAAUGAAGACAGUCUUUGAUUCAUGUGUGCGUGAGUACCACGUGACGCGCAUAUCUUACGCACCAUGGCUGCAUUAAUGUGCGUGACUUCGGUAAUAACAGUGCGAAUCGAUUACCCAAAAAAUGUGGGAGAUUUUAUAUUUCAUUCCUAUUGAAGUACCUAUUGAUUCUAAGAGUAUAAAAUGUGUGUGCGUGGCGUGUGCAUUUGUGUGUGUGUGUGUGUGUGUGUGUGUGUGUGUGUAUGGGGAUAUGGUUGCUUAUGUGUGUUUUAUGUAGGUACGAACAUUGCAUUAAAAUAUUGAAGAUAUGUAAAAAACCUAUAAUUAAUGUAACAGUUAAAAUAAAUAAAAAAGCACAGUAGAUAUUUAUGUAUGUAACAUAUUUAUAAUCUAUUAUUACUAUAUACAAAGUACUACACUUUUGUACUGUAGAACACAAAUUAUUGACACUUUUUACGAAGACAUUAAAUUAUUUUUCAAUCCUAAGUAAAAUGACGAAAAAAGUAAGUUUGUAAAAAAAAAGUAAGUUUUAAGCGUAAACUUCAGCCAAGAGAUAGCAAAAUGUUUAUUUUUUCUAAAUUGCUCCGUUCCGUUGCUGCGUGAAGGAAGGACAAAAACAAAUAAACAAAAAAAUCACACUUUCACAUUUAUAAUAUUAUCAUCAUCAUCAUCAUUACAGCCCUUCACAAGUCCACUGCUGAACAUAGGCCUCCCCCAAAGAAUGCCACAAAGCACGGCCCUGAGCCACCUGCAUCCAUCGACUUCCUGCAUAUCUUACCAGGUCGUCACUCCAUCUAGUGGGGGGACGCCCUACACUUCGCCUGCCGGUACGAGGCUGCCACUCGAGAACCUUUCUUCCCCAUCGGUUGUCGGUUCUUCGAGCUAUAUGGCCGGCCCAUUGCCACUUCAGCUUACUAAUCCGUUGGGCUAUGUCGGUCACUCUAGUUCUACUGCGGAUAUCCUCAUUUCUGAGUUUAUCACGCAGAGAAACUCCGAGCAUAGCCCUCUCCAUAGCUCGCUGAGCGACCUUGAGCUUCCUCAUCCGGCCAGCAGUGAAGGACCACGUCUCAGUUCCGUAUGUCAUCACUGGCAACACGCACUGGGUGUACAGUCUCGUUUUCAAGUUUUGAGGUAUACCUGACGAGAAGAUGUGCCGUAAUUUCCCGAACGCUGCCCAACCGAGUUGAAUCCGUCGAUUGACCUCUCGGUCGAAGUUGGACUUACCUAGUCGGACUAUUUGUCCCAGGUAAACCUCGUCAACAACUUCGAGCUUAGUGUUCCCAACAACUACCGGCAUAGGUGUGACAUGGACAUUAAACAUGAUCUUUGUUUUGUCCAUGUUCAUCUUAAGACCUAUCCGUUGGGAAACACUAUUGAGGUCAUUGAGCAUAGUGCUUAGGUCCUCCAGCGAUUCUGCCAUAAGGACUAUAUCGUCGGCAAAUCGAAGGUGAGUGAUGUACUCGCCAUUGAUGUUGAUACCGCAUCCUUUCCAGUCCAGAAGCUUGAAAACAUCUUCCAAUGCAGCGGUAAAGAGUUUCGGGGAUAUGACGUCACCCUGUCUUACACCUCUCUGCAAUUGGAUAGGUUUCGUACUCUGGUUCUGUACUCGGAUAGCCAUCGUAGCCCUACUGUACAAGCACUUCAACACUUCGAUAUACCGACAGUCAACUUGGCAUCGCUGAAGGGACUGCAGCACCGCCCAAAUUUCGACGGAAUCAAAGGCUUUCUCAUAGUCCACAUACGCCAGACAUAGUGGCAAAUUGUACUCCUCGGACUUCUGUACAAUUUGCCGAAGGGUAUGUAUGUGGUCUAUGGUGCUAAAGCCUUUUCGGAAACCGGCUUGUUCGGGAGGCUGGAAGUCGUCAAGUCUGCGCGCGAGACGAUUCGUAAUGACUCUCGAAAACAGCACGUAGACGCGGCUCAGAAGGGAAAUCGGUCUGUAGUUUUUCAAGAGAGCGUUGUCGCCUUUCUUGAAGAACAAGACCACCGCACUUCUGCUCCACGCCUGCGGUGUAAUGCCACCAUGGAGGACGGAAUUAAAGAGCUUCUGAAGGACUUCAAGUACCGGUUUUCCACCCGCUUUCAGAAGCUCCGCUGUAAUUCCAUCCUCGCCUGGGGCCUUGCCGUUUUUAAGGUGCUGGAGAGCCAUUCUAAUCUCGCUCAGACUGACGUCCGGGAUAUCAUCGGAAUAAUGUCGGAUAAGACUCGCUCUUGGAUCGUUACUCACACUUGCGUGCGGCUCCAACGAUGACGUGUACAGCUGCCCAUAGAACCUCUCAAUCUCACUCAAAAUCUCAGGUGCCCCGGAAACGAUGCUGCCACACUCUGUCUUCAGCUCUGACAGUUGGCGCUUUCUGGCAGACAGAUCUCUGGCAAAGACUUUGGAGCCUUGGUUCCGCUCGAUCGCUUCUUCAAUACGAGCUGUAUUGAAUUUGCGUAGGUCCCGCCGCAUGCAUUUGGAGAUCUGUCUGUUCAGUUGCCUGUAUGCUGUUAAAUCUGUUGAAGAAUGUAGCUUCAUCUCCCGUCUAACAGCCAUGAGAUUAAGAGUGUGAUCGGAGAGUUUUUGUGUUCUUCUGCGGCGGGUCUUGCAGAACUUAGCUCCGACCGCAUGGACAGUUUCCACGAGCUUGUCAUUCAAAUCGUCCACUUCAUUGCAGUCUUCUAGGCACUGAAAACGGUUUUGUAACUCGAGCUGAAAGGUUUCGGGACUUUGGAUUAGAGCACGAGGGGGACGGAGCGUUGACUUCAUUAGACGAGACCUCUCCAACUUAACGUUUAGGUUCAGUAUAAUAUUAUAUUAGUAUGAAUUGUCAAGAAUGAUAGAUAAACUUUUAAAACCGGUUUACAAUCGGCUUUUUGAGGGUGGAACUAUACCGGUUACACUAUAACGGUUCUGAGUGACCAAAAAGGAUAGAAGCACAGGAAAGUGCAAUUUCAUGCUGCCAGAUGUAGUUCGACCCUAACCCUUAAAACGGUUUAACUCUAUAGGUUGGGUAAAAUCUGUAAAAUUAGACUGUUUAAAACCCCUAUACAGAUAACCUUUGUGGUUGAUCAUGACAUUAAAAAAUGGUAAAAACAUUUCAUAGACUAGGCAACACUCGAAUAUUAUUGCGCAGUAUUAUUACUUGUAUUGACAUUUAGCUUUCGUAUUCUUUUACAAAGAAAUACACCAUAAAAUUGUAUAGUUACUAAUGAAAAGUGAUGUUCUUAUCCUUAUCUUUUUUCUAAGAGUAAUUUUUAAAUGAUUUCACAGCAGAAACAGUCAUUUUGCGAAAUAUAAAAACUCCGCUGCGUGACGUAUGUUCACAGCGAACGUCGCUGGCGUAAUGGCGGAACGAUCGAACGAAUACGCCAAUAUUGGCGCCUUUGAAAUGGAAGCGUUUUAGUUGCGCGUACAUGGUAUCUGGACCUAUAAAAUAUCUUUGUUGUUUGGAUAUAAAAUUUGCCUUUACUAAUUUUAUUAUAUACAAUAUUAGAAACUAU